Messenger RNA from Kockovaella imperatae, 653 nucleotides. RefSeq lists its product as hypothetical. Bases 44 to 379 code for a protein of 111 amino acids. NCBI's taxonomy places the organism in Eukaryota, Fungi, Basidiomycota, Tremellomycetes, Tremellales, Cuniculitremaceae. The record is from RefSeq and is a predicted model, not a curated record. The transcript is spliced from 5 exons.
GAAAGAACCAUUUGCCCAGUAGACCAAUUCAACAGGAAGCAACAUGGACGCAUCCUAUAAUCUCGUGGCUUCUAAGUGCGCCAAACAAAUGGCUCAAUAUCAGAAUUGCGUUCUGGCCAAUCAAGACAAAGCUUGGUCUGAAAUUUGCUCAAAAGAGUCUGAUGCACUCACAGCUUGUGCCGAAGACAAAGUACCCCAGCUCAAGGCGCUCAAGCAGACUUGUGGUGAGCAUAUCAAGUCCUACGCAGAGUGCAUCAAGACACACGGCCAUGCGAGUGAGAAUCAAGUCGUACAAGAAUGUCAAAACGUCAUGAGGGAUCUGUGGAAAUGUACUGAGGAAGUGAUGGAUAAGCUGGGGUCGGACGCGAGGCUGAUUUGAGCUGGUUGGGAGGAAAUGUCGCAAGGGAGCUGCGAAAGGCGAUAGUGCUCGGCAGACUGCCCACAUCAAGCCCUUCGUGUCAAGGCCUGCAAUUGAACGAUCACAUCGCAUCGGCGUACCAAGGUGCUUUACCUUCAAACGGUCAAGAUCUGUAGAUUUGAUGUCACCCCACCGAAGCGAAGCUCACGAAGACUGGUGCUGAAGGUUUGGGCUUCCUGAACUGCUCCCGAGGUUAUUUCCACCGCCUAGUCGUGUUCAUCUCGACAAGGCGCAA